This is a messenger RNA of Acanthosepion pharaonis, 696 nucleotides long. Lineage: Eukaryota; Metazoa; Mollusca; Cephalopoda; Sepiida; Sepiidae. The record is from the annotation of a GenBank genome assembly.
AUGAAAAUAGUUAUAGAAAAAACGCAGGGAAGCUAUCUAUCUAUCUAUCUAUCUAUGUGUGUUCCUGUCUAUCCCAGCCUGCUCAUAUCUAUCUAUCUUUCUAUCUCAGUCUGUUCCUAUAUAUCUCAGCCUACUCGUAUCUAUCUAUCUAUCUAUCUAUCUAUCUAUCUAUCUAUCUUUCCCAGUCUAUUCACAUCUAUCUAUCUAGCCCAGAUGGCUUUUAAGUUAAUCUAUAUAUAUAUAUAUAUCCCCGUCUAUUCACAUCUAUCUAUCUAUCUAUCUAUCUAUCUAUCUAUCUAUCUAUCUAUCUCAGUCUAUUCCUAUCUAUCUCAGUCUUUUCUUAUCUAUCUAUCUCAAUGUGUUCAUAUCUCUGUAUCUCAAUCUGUUCAUAUCUAUCUAUCUAUCUAUCUAUCUGUCUGUCUGUCUGUCUGUCUGUUUAUCUAUCUCAGUCUCUUCUUAUCUAUCUAUCUAUCUAUCUAUCUAUCUAUCUCAUUGUGUUCAUAUUUCUCUAUCUCAAUCUGUUCAUAUCUAUCUAUCUAUCAUCUAUCUCAGUCUCUUCAUAUCUAUCUAUCUCUGUUCAUAUCUAUCUAUCUAUCUAUCUAUCUCAGUCUCUUCCUAUCUAUCUAUCUAUCUAUCUAUCUAAGCUGCUCUGAACGUGCGUGUCUCUUAAACUUCGAUAUCUAUCCUGAUACAUGA